This is a messenger RNA of Leptosia nina, 354 nucleotides long. NCBI's taxonomy places the organism in Eukaryota, Metazoa, Arthropoda, Insecta, Lepidoptera, Pieridae. The record is from the annotation of a GenBank genome assembly.
AUGCUGGGGAGGCGGGUCGCAGGGGGAUGGGGUGUUUGCGGGCGGAGAGCGGGUUGUCACGUGGAGCUCGGGGCGCCGGCGCGGCCGGGUCGCCCGGGCACUCGGCCGGGCUCACGGCCGCGGCAUUCCUCAGCCGACGGUCGGCCGCUACGCUAUGCGCGCCGUCGUGCUAACCGCUGCGCCCGCCGCGGCACCCAGCUCGGCCCAAACGAGCCGGCUCCGAGGCGCGUCCCGCGGCGUCGUCGCUCCGUUGCGCUGAGCCACGGGCUGCAUGGUGGAGGGCGUCGUGCGGGGGGCGGGGAGGCAGGUGGCUCCGCGCAGGUGCGGCCCGCGCGAGGCCUGGGGCUCUGUUAG